AUGCAUAUAUUUGAUUCGGAAAACGAAGCGGAAAAUAGAGAAAAAGUUGUGAGUUCUGGCACUCAGAAGUCAAGAAUGAAAAAAAGUGAUCUCAAACGUGACACCAUCAACAUAUUAAAGAUGUUGUUAGAUUCUUGCAACCCUCUUGUGAAAUCAUUUAGGAUGGUAAGAGAUUGUGUUAAAGAUAAUGAUUGGCAAGAUGUAAGUCUCAAACUUAUUGCCGACAGAGAUAAAGAUGGUCGACUUUACAAUUUGCCAACAACUUCAGAAGUAGCUGGAUUAAUAAUUGGAGACAUAGAUUCACUUGAACCUAGAGACAUUAUACUGAGAAAACAGUUAGGUGGUCUUCAAAGAAUUAGUGAGUUGCAUCCUUCUUAUCUGGCUCUUCAAUAUCCACUCAUCUUUCCAUUUGCAGAAGAUGGUUUCCGUCUAGGUAUCAAACACAGAGGCAUAACAAAAGAUUCAACCAAAAGGAGAACAAAACUGACAAUGAGGGAAUUCUUUUGUUACAGAAUGCAAGACAGACCGAAUGAGUUUUCACUGUUACUUCAUGCAGGGAAACUGUAUCAUCAGUUAUCUGUUGAUAGUUACACAAUGGUAGAAGCUGACCGAUUGUCAUAUGUUAAAUGUAACCAGAAAAAACUCAGAACUGAUACCUUCCAAAAUUUGACAACGAAUAUCGAAAAUGGCACCAUUGAUGCAUCAGAGACUGGUAAGCGUAUAUUACUUCCUUCAUCAUUUACCGGUGGGAGCAGGUACAUGAUGCAAAAGUACUUAGAUGCAAUGGCUAUAUGCAAGUCAGUCGGAUAUCCAGAUUUGUUUAUUACUAUUACUUGCAACCCCAAUUGGCCCGAGAUUUACCGCUGUUUGAAUGACAAAAAUCUUACCCCCGAAGACAGGCCGGAUAUAAUAUCUAGAAUGUUCAAGAUUAAAUUGGAUGAAAUCAUAAACGAUUUCGUGGAAGAGGAAUUCUUUGGUCCGGUGCAAGCAGGUAUUAAUGUGGAUCUCCUUUAUUUAUACAGUGGAGUUUCAAAAAGAGGCCUACCUCAUGCUCAUAUUUGUUUGUUUUUGGCUCCCGCAAACAAGUUUCCACGUGCAACAGAUGUCGAUAAAUACAUUAGUGCCGAAAUACCAGACCCAAAAGAAGAUCCAGAGUUGUAUGAACUUGUCAAACAGUUCAUGAUGCAUGGACCUUGUGGAGCUGAAAAUCCCAACUGUCCUUGUAUGGUUAAAGGAAAAUGUACAAAGAAUUUUCCCAAGAAAUGGAAGGAUGAAACGGCUGUCGAUUCUGAAGGCUCAAUCAAGUAUUUGUUCAAAUAUAUAAACAAAGGACCCGAUAGAGUUACGACAACUGUGUAUCAAACCAAUGUAGAUGGUACAACAACUCAGAACAACAAACCUACAGAUGAGGUGAAGAAUUACCUGGAUUACAGGUACGUUUCCGCUUCUGAAGCAGCUUGGCAAAUAUUUGGCUUUGAUAUUCAUUAUAGAUACCCUCCUGUUGAAAUCUUGCCAUUUCACUGUGAAAAUGAACAGAGCAUAGUAUAUGAUGAUGAAGCCCAGUUAUGUGAUGUUGUUUCAAAUCCAACUGUCAAUCAUUCAAAGUUCCUUCAAUGGAUGAAAUUAAAUGCAGAAGAUAAAUUUGCAAGAACCUUGAAGUAUGUCGAAAUCCCACAAUUUUAUGUUUGGAUACGUAGCAAAAGGAUAUGGAAACGAAGAACUGUUGAAGGAUGUGGUUCUAUAGGGAGGAUAUGCUAUGUCCCACCAUCUCUUAGUAAAGUAUAUUAUUUAAGAAUCCUGCUCAAUCAUGUUGUUGGACCAAAAUCUUACGAGGAAAUCAUAACAGUCAAUGGACGUAAAUGUGAUAGUAACAAAGAAGCAUGUUUCGAGUUAGGACUUUUAGAUGAUGAUAAAGAAUAUGUUGAUGCAAUUUUGGAAGCAUCUCAUUGGGCAACAGCAUCAUAUCUCAUAACCUUCUUUGUCCAAUUGCUACUUUCAACUUCUGUAGCACGGCCAGAUGUUUUAUGGAAGAAAACAUGUAAAGUUUUAAGUGAAGAUAUGUUACAUAUGCAAAGAAGAAUCUUAAACUGCCCCGGUUUGCAGCUUCAAGAAGAAGAUAUUCACAACCUCUGCCUAUCAUAUAUCGAGCAAUUGUUACUUAACAAUGGUAGUACCCUCAGAAACUUUCCCGACAUGCCUUUCCCCACUACAAAUUAUGUUGCAUCACUCAAUAACCGCUUAAUUCCCAAUAAACUGCUUUAUGAUAAAAGGGCACUAAGAGUUUUCUUCGUUUAUGGAUAUGGAGGUACAGGGAAAACUUAUCUUUGGAAGACUCUAACAGCUGCAUUACGAUCCCAAGGACAAAUUGUGCUAAAUGUAGCUUCAAGUGGAAUAGCAUCACUUUUACUAAGUGGUGGAAGGACUGCACAUUUAAGGUUUGUUAUCCCAAUUAACAUCACUGAAAACUCUAUUUGUUCCAUAGAUCCAAGCAGUGAAUUGGCAGCAUUAAUCAAGAUCAGUAAAUUGAUCAUUUGGGAUGAAGCUCCUAUGAUACAUAAACAUUGUUUUGAAGCUCUUGAUAGAACAAUGAGGGAUAUUCUAAGAUCAACCCAACCAAACAGCGAAGACAAAGUUUUUGGAGGCAAAGUAGUGGUCUUUGGCGGUGACUUUAGACAAAUCUUGCCUGUCAUACCAAAAGGAACUAGAAGCAUGAUUGUAAAUGCAAGUCUAAAUUCCUCAUAUAUAUGGCAUCAUUGUAAAGUGCUUAAAUUGACUGUCAAUAUGAGGCUAAAAGUUGGAACACAACAACAAGAUUUACAAGAGCUUCAAGAAUUUGCUGAAUGGAUUUUAAAAGUGGGAGAUGGGGUUCUAGGUGAUGAAAACGAUGGGGAAGCAGAAAUUCAAAUACCAAAGGAUUUGUUAGUGGCCGAAUCAAAUGAUCCCCUUUUAGAGUUGAUUAAUUUUACAUAUCCAGAUAUGCUAAGUAGUUUGCAGGAUCCAAUGUUUUUUCAACAACGUGCUAUUCUUGCACCAACUCAUGAUGUGGUGGGAACCAUAAAUGAGAAGCUGUUACAAAUGAUGCCCGGUGAGGAGAUGACAUAUCUCAGUUUCGACAACUUAUGUGAAUCUGAAGAUACCAACGCAACUAAUGCAGCUUUGUCCUCAUCAGAAGUAAUAAAUGGACUUAGAUUGGCCGGAUUACUGAAUCAUAAGUUGGUGUUGAAGGUUGGAGUCCCUAUUAUGUUAUUGCGAAACCUUGAUCAACAAAAUGGCUUGUGUAAUGGCACGCGUUUACAAGUGAUGAGGUUGGGAAAACAUGUGAUAGAAGCUAAAAUCAUCACAGGAACAAACAUUGGCUCACACUUUAAUUUCAAGGUUAAAGAUGACUCCAUCGGAUAA
Molecule: messenger RNA, 3399 nt
Organism: Erigeron canadensis
Lineage: Eukaryota; Viridiplantae; Streptophyta; Magnoliopsida; Asterales; Asteraceae
Exons: 7
Coding region: 1-3399 (1132 amino acids)
Biological process (GO): DNA repair; telomere maintenance
Molecular function (GO): DNA helicase activity
Source: RefSeq, a predicted model, not a curated record